Messenger RNA from Lotus japonicus, 1419 nucleotides. RefSeq lists its product as uncharacterized. NCBI's taxonomy places the organism in Eukaryota, Viridiplantae, Streptophyta, Magnoliopsida, Fabales, Fabaceae. The coding region runs from base 1 to 1419 and encodes 472 amino acids. The record is from RefSeq and is a predicted model, not a curated record. The transcript has a single exon.
AUGGAGCGUGGCCCAAAUUUUGUCCUUACGAGUGAUGAAUCAGAGUCGUUGUUAAUUCCUGAUUUAGGAGAGGAUGAGGGGUCCUCUCGUACAGCUGACUUCUGGCUUGUGGGGAAAGUGGUCGCUCAAAAUAGCUUUAAUGUUCGUGCCUUCAAAACCACCAUAGCCCAAGUUUGGAAGGUGAAGCAAGGAGUAGAGAUUCGCGAGGUCGGGAGGAACUUAUUUACUUUUCGUUUCUUCGACGAGCGAGAUCGAUCGUGGGUGCUGAAACAAGGACCAUGGAACUUCGAUAGAUUUCUGGUGGCAGUUCAGAUCUUAGAUCCGCAAGAAAACCCAACAGAGGUGGUGCUGGACCGGAUCCCUUUCUGGGUCAGGGUUCACGAACUCCCUCUGGCCCUUCGGACGGAGUCGGUGGCAAGAUCAAUUGGCGACUCUCUUGGGGGUUUUAUCUCCUGGGACAGAAAUGAGGAUAACCGACUAGGCCCUUUCCUCCGUCUUCGAUCGUGGGUGAAAAUCACUUGCCCCCUCCGCAGGGGAACAAUCAUUGCUAGACAAGGACGUAAUCCAUUAAAGGUUUGGUUUCAAUACGAAAGGCUGAGCAAUUUCUGUUAUAUGUGUGGUGGCCUGGAUCAUGUACUGAAAGACUGUGCUGGUUUUGAUGGGGAUGAGGAGGAGGAGGGAAUCCAGGCGCUCCCGUAUGGUGCUUGGAUUAGGGCUCCACCGCUACGGUCAAAUGUGAUUUCUGGAAUACGUGGGGAAGUUUCACGAUCUGGAGUUAAUUGUCCUGAGGCUUUGGUUGAAGGGCACGGGCCGGUGGUAACUUCAGAUACGGUUCCUAGUAAGGGUGAUGGUAGGGUUGACUCAGAGGUCUUGGUCGAUGCUUUAGUGUCUAACCUUGCCAAAGUUAAUAUGAAACAGGUUGUGGGUAACUGUUCUGAAACUGAAAAGGAUCAGGUAGCAGUCGAGGAGGCUAACCAACAACUUAAGGCAUCGGGGGGGGUAAAACCUUCUACUGUUAUCCUGAAUACAGUUGGGCAAGGCAGUGGGUUAGAGAAGGCAGAUGAGGGAGCCCCUAAGGAGGUGACUUCUACUGAGGAGCAGGAACAGGUGGCUAAAGCUGCCGAGGCACAACACACCGAGGAGCUUUGUGUGCUGGUAGGACCUGAGGAGACUGUGGUGAUGGGUGGUCCUGUGAAGAAGAUAGUGGCAGGAAAGGGUGAUGGGAGGAAAUGGAAGAAGAUAGCCAGGGAUACCAAGGCUCUUUCCUCGGCCAUAUCAUCAGCAGGAGCAUCGAAGAGGAAAAGUUCUUUGCUGAAUGACCCUAUGGUCCUAAUGGAUAGUAUUGAUGAUGUUCCUUUGAAAAAGUUAUGUGAUAUGCUAACGGUGGAGGCUGGAGACCAGCCCCGCCGACAGCCAUGA